Rhipicephalus microplus (southern cattle tick) is the source of this 1070-nucleotide messenger RNA. RefSeq lists its product as uncharacterized. Lineage: Eukaryota; Metazoa; Arthropoda; Arachnida; Ixodida; Ixodidae. The record is from RefSeq and is a predicted model, not a curated record.
GGCUCCGCUGGCAUGGUCGGCGCCGGCGUUCGGCGGCUGUUGCGUCCAUAUAUGCGGAGUACCCGAUGACGCGUCCCGCGGCGGCCUUGGCGCAGCAACGGUGCAAGCGGGGGCUUUUCGAGCGGUCUGGUCGUGGGCGACCUACCUGCUCUUUGCGGUGGUGGGCGCGGUGUGUCGCCGCGGCGGGACGAGUACCUCACGAAACGGCUCGAACGACUGGACGUCCGGAUAUCGGGACACGAAGACGACGCCGCGAUGGAGCUCCGCAUCGGGCUCGACUACGUGGUGGAGCACCCGGAGUACACCCGCACGUUGGCCACCGCGGCCGCGUCGGGCAACAGCGACCUGCGUCGCCAGGUGUGGGAGUUGCUGGUGGCGCUGUGCGUCCGCGGAGGCGAGGGAAUCCGACGGGCGCUCUCCACGCUCGACCAGCUGGCCACGCUACGCGCCCAGCGCACCCGGCUGGCCGCCCUGGCGCUGGCCAUAUCGCGCGGCACCGACGACGAGGUGCCACCUCUGCUGGCGCUCGCCAACAAGGCGCUCAGCGGACGCGACAGGGCAAGGCUGCGCGCCGAACUCAGGGCCAGAGGGUCCAAGGUUCCCGCAGGCCUGACGUCCCCUCCUCCCGAAGAGAGCGGAUGGCCGUCUGGUACGUCGGGUCCCCCGGAGACGUUGCAGCAGGCCUGGACGGCGCUUUCGACGAGGGCUUCCGGCAGCGGUAAGCGCGAGGCGUACCUGCUGCGUGCCCUGCAACGUCUCCUGGCCGACGACGCCUGGGACACGCCCGUCCGACAAACCAAGCACAGCCAGACCAGCCUCGAAGCCCUGGACCGAUGCGGUACGGGACCCGCAGCCACGACUGCCAUUCCUGCCAAGGCAGUCGCCACGACAACCGCUGCUGACACGCAAACCAGCACGCCGACGACGGUCGCUGUUUCCUCAUCGCCCGCUGACAGCGGUGGCAACAACCGGAGAUGCUGCAGCUGCCGUUGCCACGAGUCAGCUUCCGCCGAAACCAAGGCAAGCACCACACGCUGGACUGCUCAACCUCGCGCUCUGUAGUGCUUGCC